Acanthoscelides obtectus is the source of this 1021-nucleotide messenger RNA. The record is from the annotation of a GenBank genome assembly. NCBI's taxonomy places the organism in Eukaryota, Metazoa, Arthropoda, Insecta, Coleoptera, Chrysomelidae.
AUGUUUGUUCCCAUAAAGAUACAAACUAACUUUAUAUUCAACAAACAGAAAAAUGAGUGUUGGGAGAAGCUUGCGUGGGAAUAUAAUUCCAUACAAACAACUGGCCUCAGAACUGGCCAACAACUAAAAAGCUGGUACGAGCAAAUGAAAAAAAUUGCAAAACAACACAAAUCUGAAGACAAGAUGAAUUUGUUGCAAACGGGGCGGCGGGAUAUCUAUUCCUCGAACCACCACAUUCGAUGAAAAAGUUUUAAUCCUUUUAAAAGACAAUUACUUCACAAUACCAAAUAAAUUUGACAGCAACAACUAUGUUACCAAACCAGAUGAAAGAAGAACCCCUAGAAAGCCCUCUGCUACUGGAAGUGGUGAUCAGGAGAAUAUGGAGGAAAGCAUAAAUUUAGUAUAUGAAGAUCACUUGACAAAGAUUGGAGAUGAUCAAACGCAGAUUCACCAUGAUGACAUGCAGAUUGAUGAUGAUCAAAUCAUUAACAACAUUAUUCCAGAUAUUUUGGAAGAAGGCAGUGUAAAUGAACCUCAAUUAGGAAGUGCAAGUGAAGCAGAGGAUAGUAAGUCAAAAAAAAGAAAAUUUAAUUCUGGAGCCCAAUAUCAUUCCAUAGACCCACUACAACAUAAGCCUUUCAGUGGUCCGAGACCAGAAAAAAUGGUUUCGAGUAAGCAAAGUAAAGUUAUAGACAUAAAUAACAAAAAAGCUGAAAUGUAUGGUUUAAAAAUUGAGGUAUUAAAGACAAUUUCAAAAACUGAACUGGAACAUUUAAAAGGAGCAAAACUAGAAAAUGACAUUAAAGAACUCAUUGAACAAAAGGAAAUAGUUAACCUCAAAAUGAAAAACAUUGAAUUAAAAAAAUAUGUCUCAUUAAGCUAGGAGUGGCUGCUGUACAGAAAUUGAAAGUUUUGUAUGAUAUCCGUAGUGAUAUUCAUGUGAUGAAUCUAUAAAGAAGGUUUUAAGGAAAAUGUUUAUUUUGUAAAGAUUUUGCAUAUAUUAAUGUGAUGAUUCAGCCGG